ACAGGCGGCGCUUUCAAGACGCCCAAUCAGCGCAGCCGAGCGUUAGGCUGUAAAUAGGCCGCGCUCUCUCGUGUCACUCAUUCUGUUUUUCUUUGAAGAAGUAUAGACAGCUCGUAAGCGAUGGCAAGAACCAAGCAGACCGCGCGUAAAUCCACCGGCGGUAAGGCGCCUAGGAAGCAGCUCGCCACUAAAGCUGCCCGUAAGAGCGCGCCAGCUACCGGCGGAGUGAAGAAGCCUCACCGUUACAGGCCCGGCACUGUGGCUCUGAGGGAGAUUCGCCGUUACCAGAAGUCUACCGAGCUGCUCAUCCGUAAGCUGCCGUUCCAGCGUCUGGUGAGAGAAAUAGCUCAGGACUUUAAGACCGACCUGCGCUUUCAGAGCUCGGCUGUCAUGGCCCUGCAGGAGGCGAGCGAGGCCUAUCUGGUCGGUCUGUUCGAAGACACCAACCUGUGCGCUAUUCACGCCAAGAGAGUGACCAUCAUGCCCAAGGACAUUCAGCUGGCCCGCCGUAUUCGCGGAGAGCGCGCUUAAACAUUAUACUCCGUCUAAUCUACACAAAGGCUCUUUUAAGAGCC
This is a messenger RNA of Clarias gariepinus (North African catfish), 575 nucleotides long. RefSeq names its product histone H3. Gene Ontology annotation, cellular component: nucleosome. The record is from RefSeq and is a predicted model, not a curated record. The coding region runs from base 121 to 531 and encodes 136 amino acids. The transcript has a single exon. NCBI's taxonomy places the organism in Eukaryota, Metazoa, Chordata, Actinopteri, Siluriformes, Clariidae. Gene Ontology annotation, molecular function: protein heterodimerization activity; DNA binding; structural constituent of chromatin.